This is a messenger RNA of Sorex fumeus (smoky shrew), 2600 nucleotides long. RefSeq names its product PABIR family member 2 (gene PABIR2). NCBI's taxonomy places the organism in Eukaryota, Metazoa, Chordata, Mammalia, Eulipotyphla, Soricidae. The record is from RefSeq and is a predicted model, not a curated record. Gene Ontology annotation, molecular function: protein serine/threonine phosphatase inhibitor activity. The transcript is spliced from 10 exons. Bases 190 to 933 code for a protein of 247 amino acids.
CCAUCCUCAUCCUCCACCUCCCCCCUCCCGCCCCUCUGGCUUCGCCCCGCCCCCGCCUCCGCCCCUUAGCCCCCGCCCCCAGCCGCCAGUCCCCAGCCGCUCAGUCCUGCAGUGAGAGUCUUGGGAGUCCAUAGCUAAGCGCCAACGAGCCCGAGCCCUGCUCGCCGUGCCCGCCUGCCAGUCCCGCGCAUGGCUCAAGAGAAAAUGGACCUGGAUUUGGAGUCUGACACCUUGGAGGGAGCCACCAUGAAGCGCUCCAGCAGCGCUCCCCUCAUCCAGGGGCUCAGUGAUCUUUCACAGAUUUUUCAACCUUGUUCAUUCCGGCCUCGGAGGAAUAGUGCAACAGUGAUGAGCCAUUACAGUCUGUUGCUGUCAUCCACACCUAAACGUAUUCCUAAUAGCAGACUGCAUCAAAUCAAAUGGGAGGAAGGUAUGAAUAUGAUGAGAGAGACUGCACAUGAAAGGGAAGUGCAAGCAGCAAUGCAAAUGAGCCAUUCGUGGGAUGAGAGUUUGAGCCUGAGCGAUAGUGACUUUGAGAAGUCGGAGAAAUUAUACUCUCCUAAACGGAUUGACUUUACUCCAGUGUCUCCUGCUCCAUCACCCACCAGAGGAUUUGGAAAGCAGUGCUAUUCACCAUCCUUACAAAUGUUUGUGGGCAGCAGUGGACUACCAUCGAGUUCCUUUCCUAGUCCAAGACGCUUUUCCAGGAGCCACAGUCCAGUCAAAUGCAUCAGACCCAGUGUUCUUGCUCCGAUUAAAAGAAAGGGUGAAAUGGAGACUGAAAGCCAGCCCAAGAGAGUUUUCCAAGGCUCGAACACAUUGCUGACCACAGAUACUAAACAGUUGUCUGAUCUCAGUUCAUGGUGGUGUUAUCAAGGAGAAGAAAUCCCUGCCUUGACCAGAUGUGUGGAGCACCUCCAAAUGAAUGAAUAAAUGUUCCUUACACACACAAACUGCUGUGUAUAAAAGUAUUCAUGGAGCUUAACAGCUUGUCUCGGGUGGUAUUAUAAGGCUUGAGGUGCCUUGGGGUACAGUGUUGUGCUGUAAAGGUAGGAUAGAAAAGUGGGCUUUCUGUGUCUGAUUGUCACACGCUGUUUCAAUUGCUGCAUUUUCUCGCAACUUCUUUUGUCACUUAAUUUGUUUUGUCAUGUGGUGUGUGGUGCUGCUGAGUGUGUCCUUGGUUGUUGUGUUACCACCAGAAGCUAAAUUCGGCUCUUGCUCACGCUGCCUUAUGGGGAGGGCAGUUAAAUAUCUACAAGGAAGCUUUUAGGAGUUGAAAAACUCCAUGUUGUUGUGCACCCUGCUUUUGAGAAGCUGUUUGAUCUGUGAACAGUGUGUACCUGGUAGUAAGUCUGAGGUGUCCUAAGUUAAUUCACUUUCCAAAGAGAAAAAUCCUGGUGGGGACUGUGUAAUCUGGUGUUAUUUAUUCUUUAAAACUGUGUAAAAAUGUCUGUUGUGAUUUCUGUUCAGACCUCGUGGUUGGAUUGUAUGUAUUUAAUAUGCAAAUUCAUGUGCUCCGAUCACAAUGAUUUUAAGAUUUAUUAGAAGUAAAAAGUACUGCAUUUGUGUCUUUUGAAGGCAAAGAUCCUUGAAUUUUAAAGGAAGGAGAUGAAUUUUGAGGGUACUCAACAGACUAAUGAUAUGAAAUAGCUUGAAGGGAAACCUAUUCUCUUUAUACUGUAAGAGAGUAUCAGUUAGCUUGCAGUAAAUAGUUCUGAAAUAGUUCGGGUGUGUUGUUUAUUUUAAAUGGUGAUGACUGCCGUAAUGGCCAUUAAUGGCUUUAUUUCUUGUAUUGCUUUCACCUGUGCAAAACCCAGUCACCCCUUCAAGACUAACAAAUGUAUAUAUUACGAAGAUUUUCCCCUAAAAUGCUGUUUUAAGGAAAAAUUGCUCCCAUGGUAUUCAGUGUACUUGGUCUGUUUGAGAAAGAGCCACGAUAAGGUGUUUCUGCCUAAAGAAUACUAAGAGACCAUUUUAUGGUACAGGAUAUUUCGCCACCUUCACACUACUAUUAUCUUUGCCUUAAAAAGAUGCUUUCCACCAUCCUUCUGUGGACUCUAAUUUAGGACUCUUAAGAAAUAACCUUUGGGAUGUGAUAAAUUUAGUUUAUUUCAAUAUAUUUUUGCAAUUCAAUGGCGAGGUAGAAUUGGAUCAGAAAACGAAAUUGUUCAACAGAUAUAAGAACUAGGAGGCAAGAUGAUACACAUUAUUUCAACCUAGAUUUGUUUUUAUUGUUAGAACUGACUAGAAAAUUAAGUUUGUGCAGGAAUUAUUUUGAAAUUGAUAAAAAGAGACAGAUACUAACCUUCAGGUAAGCUUUGUUGAUGGUAACACUUUAUUUUUAUAUAAAGUCUAAUAUUUGAAAGGUAAUCAUUGUUAUAAAUCCAAAUUCUCUUUUCCUAUUCUAAUAUUAUAUUUCAAACUUCUAUUUGAAAAGUACAAGAAGGUGAUACAAUAAGAAAAUCCUAUAGAUGCUCUUUCUGCUUGACCGACUUAUGUAAUCACUUUCAUAACUGCUUUUGGAAUAAUAUGAAGUUUUGUGAAAUGCUGACCUUGUGUAUCUCUUAGAAUUUAAAUUUAAUAAAGUGUGUAUACAUGCA